Metarhizium acridum CQMa 102 is the source of this 1524-nucleotide messenger RNA. The record is from RefSeq and is a predicted model, not a curated record. NCBI's taxonomy places the organism in Eukaryota, Fungi, Ascomycota, Sordariomycetes, Hypocreales, Clavicipitaceae.
AUGGACACUCAAUCAGAUGCAGCGAUAAAGUUCAAGAGAAUCGGCAUUGUUGGCGCAGGAAACAUGGGGUCCAUGAUGGGAUUUGCCUUUUCCGAACUUGGCCUUGACGUCUCUGUUUGGGAUGUCAAGAGUGCCAAUAUUGAUGCCUUCAUGAAGCAGGUCAACCAGUGCAAGGGAUUGAAAGGCAAGAUUACCGGCUUUUAUGACAUACCAGGUUUCGCCGCAAGCUUGGGAGAGCGCGGCGACCGAAAGGUGUUUAUCAUUUCCAUCACGCACGGCGACCCGACGGAUCAAGUAUUGAGUAAACUCAGGCCUGAGCUAAACGAGGGAGACAUCAUUAUGGACGGCGGCAAUGAGCACUAUCGAAAUACGGAGAGGAGACAAAGGGAAUGCAGAGACAUCGGCGUAGACUGGAUCGGGAUGGGGGUUUCGGGCGGCUAUCAGUCGGCUCGCCAUGGGCCAAGCCUGUCGCCAGGAGGAGAUAAUACUGCGUUGGAGGAAGUCAUGCCGCUGCUGGAACUCUAUGCGGCCAAAGACCCCAAAUCAGGCGUGCCAUGUGUAUCGAACAUCGGGCCGGGGGGCUCUGGCCAUUUUGUAAAGAUGGUGCAUAACGGCAUCGAGGUCGGCAUGCUUUCUGCCCUCUGCGAAGCCUGGGGUUUCCUCAACACCGGCAUGGGGCUCGACUACCCUCAGAUUGGACAAGUAUUCCAGCAGUGGAACAAUGAUGGGGAACUGCAUGGCACUUUUCUUGUCAAGAUUGCCGCGGAUGUUUGCAAGGCAAGAAAACGCGACGGCGGCGGCUACGUCCUCGACGACGUGCUCGACAAGGUCGUACAAGACGACGAUGCUUCAGAGGGAACACCAUCAUGGUCAAUUGCAGAAUCCGCCUCGAGGCACGUAUCGUGCCCGACACUCGCCGCGGGCCUUUUUUUCCGCAUUGCUUCGGGGAAUCGCCAAGAACGGCUCGAGGUCGCCGAGAGCGUCGUCAUGCCCGCGCCACGGUCCUUUCAAGACAUGACCGACAAGGACAAGAUGGUCCAGGACCUUCGCAGAGCCGUAUAUUGCGCCUUUUUGGCGUCGUACUGCCAGGGGCUGGAGCUGAUUACGCGGGCAUCGAUUGAUGAAGGCUGGGAUAUCCGUCUGUCUGAAUGCAUUCGAAUCUGGCGCGCAGGGUGCAUCAUACAGUCAGAGGUCAUCGCCGACAUGCUGGAGCCGGUCCUAAACACGAACAAGACGCCUACAAAUGCCAAACUGGACAGCUGCGUCGGGCGAGAGCUGCAGCGCAACUAUGGCGUACUGAAGGAUAUCGUCUCCCGGGGGCUUGCGCACGACCACUACAUGCCUGCCCUUUCCGCAACGCUGGAGUAUAUGAAGUACGGCGGCGGUACGAUGCUGCCCACAAGAUUUAUGGAAGCUCAGAUGGAUUAUUUCGGGGCUCACUCAUAUGACAAGCCUGGUGUGCCAGGAGAAGACCCUGGGCCGGUGGGAAAAGGCGCACAUCACUACGAGUGGAAGCCUGCUUAG